Messenger RNA from Ectocarpus sp. CCAP 1310/34, 2154 nucleotides. NCBI's taxonomy places the organism in Eukaryota, Phaeophyceae, Ectocarpales, Ectocarpaceae. The record is from the annotation of a GenBank genome assembly.
AUGGCUCGAGGGCUUGAGCACCUUGGCCGACAUGGAGUCAGCCACAACGACGUGAAGCCCCGCAACAUGUUGGUCUUUCAAGACUCGGGGGUGCUCGUUGCCAAGGUUACCGACCUGGGAUGUGCUCUCGCUCACGGAGACAUGAGGAGGGGGCAGGGCACGAUCGGAGGCCAGGUGCCAGAAGGGAUGAUGAGCCGGGAGGUCGCGUGCGAGCCGUCUCAGGACGUGUUCGCUCUGGCACACAUGAUAUUGCUGACGCUAACGAAGAACGAGUGGAAGAGUAGCAAUAUGUGGUUUAGCAAGGCGGUCCAGACGGAUGGCGACAAGGAAAUCAUCAGCAAGAUGGAAGCGAGAAAUGCUUCUGUUGCUUCCAAGCACCGUUUUAUGGACGAGGUGACGCUUCGCAACCAGAUCGACCCUCGCGCCCGCGCAGCCCUGCUCAAUCCGGAUCACCUCUAUGACGUCCUCACCGACGACGUCAAGGAAAAGGUCAUCAUCCUCCUCGCCAAGGCGCUUUCGCCAGACCCGACCAAGCGGCCUCCCAUGGCCGAGAUGCUCGCCGAGUUGGACGACAUGAACGAGUGCCUGCUCGAGAUCGAGACCCAGGGAGUCAUCUCGGCGGCGACGGCAGCGGUGGUUAGGGGAGGGCCGUCCCGAACGGUCAGCACAGACGGCGGAGAGGGUAGCGUCGCCGCCGGCCAUGGAGCGCCCCACCCGCCGCCGCCGGUACCCGCUACCCUCGAGACGGUGCCUGGAGCUUUCGAAGGAUGCGGGAGCGCCGUUCCACAGCAGGUCGCGGCCGUUGCAGGGGUAAACUUCAUCCCGUCGAUCAUCCCGCAGGUGGGGGUAGGCCCCGUUGUUUCGAGGGAAACAGCCGACGGCAGUGCUGCUGCUGAGGAGGAGGAGGGAGGAGGAGGCGGACGUUCAGCUCUUGCUCCACUGGCGACGCCAGCCACCGAAGGACAGAGGUCGACCGUAACCCGACCCCUCCAGGAAGGUUCCUUGCCCGUGUUGGGAGUUGUUUCUGGAGGAAUGCCGUCACACGACGGUCGCAGCGGGGGUGGUAACCAUGUUGUGCCGGUCGCAAGCACCGCAUCGAUUGUUCAGAGCGGAGUUGUUACCGGGGGAUCUGCAGCGGCGAUGCCGGGGUCUGCUGGUGUGAGGGGAGCGGUGGCGGUGACGGCGGCGGUGGGAGGAGGAAGAAGAGUGGUGGACAGCCAAGCACGCCUCCUCCAGUGUCCGGCGAGGCUAAGGUCGCCACGCACCGGCGAUGUAGCGGCGGCAGAUGGAGUGGGAAGGGCAAAAGGAGGUCGAGGGACAGGGUUGGUGCCGCGGGCGUUGGCGGUGAACGAUGCCGCUCCCGAUGUCGAUAAAGGAGGUGACGGAGGGGGGCUUCGCACGUCGCACCGCAACAACCGACUCCCUGCGGGUCCUGCGCCUAGGAGGCCGACAACCAGGAGGAACGCGCCCGGUGGUGCAAGAAUGGACGCCGGCCGUGUCACCAAUUUCCACAGGGCCACCAACACUGCACGGGGGGGGUUCCCGCCGUUCGCCCACCAACAACGCCGCUGCAACUCCCGCGGUCCCCAAGGCCAGGGCAGGACGAAUGCCUACCACGGUGGGCACCACGGAGGCAGCAGGAGAGGAAUGGCCGAGAAGAGCGGCUCUGCUUUCAUCCGCCAGGGACACCACCACCAACACGCCGGCGUGCCGCUUGCAUGGGGGCACCACCACCUCCCCGCCGCGGCGAACAACCUGGUGCUGCCGCAGCCGCAGCCGCAGCCGCAGUUGCGGGCAUACCCUCAGCACCAACAGUCGUGGGGCGUGGGGGGAGUAGGUGCCGCACCCUCCCACUACGUCCCUUCGGGGUCCUCGACAAGGCAGAUGCACCAGGGUGGAUAUGUCGGAGGAGGAGGAAGGGCAGGCGUGUUCCGCCCACCCCAAGCCCCGGUGCUGCUGCAACCGGUACGGCAACCCUCGAUUUACCACGACCCAAGGUACGCGGGAGGCGGCUGCGGAGGGUGGGGUGUACCCCGUGCGGGAGGGCACAUGCCAUUUAUUCCGGGUGGAGCGUCUUCGCCUGCCUACUACCCACUGGCGACAGGUGUCAACGGGUUCCCGCCCAACUGGCAGAGAGCGUGCGCCGUGCGGUGA